Messenger RNA from Aspergillus calidoustus, 1926 nucleotides. NCBI's taxonomy places the organism in Eukaryota, Fungi, Ascomycota, Eurotiomycetes, Eurotiales, Aspergillaceae. The record is from the annotation of a GenBank genome assembly.
AUGUCUUACACCGGCUCUUACUACGAUCCGGAGGACCCAAAGGGCAAGCGCAGAAAGUCUAGAACCUCCGACUACCAAAGCUCGGAUGCUGGAACAGUCCGGCCUGGAGGCAGUCCUUAUACGCCCGAACCCGAGAGCUCAGAAGAAACCGGGCUCAGCAGCUCCAACUUGUACGAUGCCAGCAGUUCGGAUGAAUUUGAGCGGACGACAAGGGAGACCAGGGAGACAAGCGCCGACGGCGCCACCCCAGAAGCCGCACGCCAGCCUCAGCCUACGCGUAAUCCGCUUAAGAACUUUCUUAACGAUUAUCUCGGCAACCCGGCAACACCAACCGCAGAAAAGGUGUCAAUGGUUACUGAUCUGAUGGAAGGCACGGCGGCUGCAGACACCAUCGCGCAGGCAGUAGGUCAGAUAACCGAUCACAACGAGGUGGUGAACACUUAUCAACAGGAGAAUGCCAAACUCCAGGCAACACUCGCCCGAUUGAGAAAGGAGAACGGGUUGGAUGGACUAACCGCAGACGGAGAUCCCACCAGACAGAAGCAGCUCGAGAUGAUUGAGAAACUACAAAAGGAAGAGCGGGCGUUACGGAAAGAACUGGCAAAGGAGAAAGCCACCGUCGCCGGCUUGAACGUCACCCUCGAUUACGCAGGCAACGUCGUGGGUGACUAUCGGGGUAAGAUGGUCGACUACGAGCAAAAGUCCAAGAAUUGGAUCAAGAGCCUCGAGACCUACAUUGGAACACUAACCCUCGAGAACGUCAACCUGAAGAACCAAGUCGAGGAGAUCAAAAACUUUGUCGUUUCUGUCCGUAACACCGACACUAGCAGGUGGCAAAAUAUGUUGAAGGAGGAACAAGACGUCAAGGAGAGACAAAGACGGGCGGAAUCUGGUGAAAGACUGACAUAUGGAACUAUCGAUAGGGAAAUGCAAGAUGUCAAUGGCGGGGACAUCAACAUGCCAGAUGUGCCCGAGCCGUAUAUCCCCCCGGCCGCGACGCGUGUUCGACGCCGUCUCGCCAACGUCAAGCCCCAAGCCAAGCGAGCAGGCUCGCCAGAGGUACAGAUCGCGCGGCCUCCAGAGUGCAGAUCGAGGAUGGCCCGCGCUUGCGAGGCGUACUUGAAACUCGUCGAUAAAGAAGGUAAGGUGAUCAGCCCUGUGAGACCACCCAAGCAAAAUGUAGCAAAAGUCCUGCCGCGUAAGCGUACGCGGCUGGCAAAAGGAACUGAUAUGGUUAGGAGAGUCGAGGCAGUCGCACAAGCAACGAGGUUGCCGCCCCUGCCCAAGCGGAUCGGGCCCUGGUACUCGACCAACCCGUACGACAGGCGCAAUGACGAACUACUGGCGAAGAUGAUGGCGAAGAUCACCUUCACAAGAGAUGAGCACGAGGAUCGAGGAAUUCAGACCGAACUCGACCUUGGGUCAAAGCUUGUUAGCUACUACAGACCCGUGGAGCAGAUCGAGGGCUACAUUCCCAGAGUGAAAGUCUACUCAGGCCCUUCCUAUCUCCCUCCACAACCCACUCCGCUCUCGAGAGACCAGCGCGCGCGAUGGGCAAUGAUCGCAGACAAAUGGACCCUCGGACCCGAACGAGCGCCCAAGAAACAGGUGAGAUUCGCAAAGGACGUCGACUUUGAGCCCAGACACAUGGACCAGCGCCCCGCACCCGAAAGGAAAGAACCCCAGACCUCCCGAUUCCGCAUCAACUGGGCUCACAUGCUAAUCAUCCUUCUCACGUUCCUGCUCUGGUGGUCGAAUCUGGGCUCGCCCGAGGACCCGAAGCAGACGUGGAAGAUGGCCAACAGGAAGCCCGACGAGUUUGCGGCCAAGUUGAGGAAUACGCAUGAGAUGGAUAGUAGGGCAGUGAAGAUUAUUGAAUUCGAGGUUGGGAGGUUUAGUGAUAUUGAUCCGGGAGUUAUUGGGUGA